UGUGCGCAUGAUCUGAGCACAAAGCGCUCGUGAGCUUGACAGUCGCAUUGAGUUCGCGCUGAGAGAGACACACAAAGGAGAAGAGCAGUCUUGGGAGGAGGCACUUAAUGCAGCACCAAACUAUAACCAAUCUGUUAUCAUUGUAACAGAAAUGCAUUGCUCAAGAGAUUUGCGCGCGACUUUCAGGCGCUUUGGGAAUUAAACCGAGACACUGGCGCGCGCGCUUGCGGUUCAGAACGCUGGACAGCGCACUCAGCGCGCGCUUCAUCCCACUUUUUUUGGAGUUGAUAUAUGCAUUUUUAUAAGAAGAUCAAGACGUGCAAACUCAUGAGGAAUCAUGGAUGUUCCGACGUGUUUCCGAUCACCGGGCUUGGGCGCACCUCAGCGAGACUUCUGAAGUGAGACAUGGACUUGGCGGAGAUCCUGCUGGCACUUUUCAUCGUCGUAGUCGCGACGGUCUCCUUGCUGUCCAACUUGCUGGUCUUGCUAUGUUUCGCGCACAGCAGCGAGAUACGCAGGCAGGUGCCGGGCAUUUUCACGACGAACUUGUCCUUCUGCAACCUGCUCAUCACCGUGCUGAACAUGCCGUCCACGCUGGUCGGGAUCGUAAAGGACCAGCAGCCGUUCGGGGACUGCCUGUGCCGCGCGGUCAGCUUCCUCGACACGUUCCUGACGGCCAACGCGAUGCUGAGCAUGGCGGCGCUCAGCAUCGACCGCUGGAUCGCCGUGGUCUUCCCGCUGAGCUACUCGAGCAAGAUGCGGUGCCGGGACGCGCUGCUGAUGGUGUGCUACGCGUGGCUCCACUCGCUCGCCUUCUCCGUGGUGGCGCUGCUGCGCUCCUGGCUCGACUACAGCCGCGCGUACGCGUCCUGCACCUUGCGCCUGAACGCGGAGAGCUCCCGCACCGACUUCGCCGCCUUCACCGUGGCCUUCCACGGCGCCAGCUUUAUGCUCUCGCUGCUCGUGUUGUGCGUGACUUACUUAAAAGUGCUCAAAGUCGCACGCUUUCACUGCAAAAGGAUCGACAUUAUAACCAUGCAGACGCUCUUCCUGCUUGUUGAUAUACACCCAAGCGUUAAACAACGUUGUUUGGCCGAGCAAAAGAGGAGGAAACAGCGCGCGACCAAGAAAAUCAGUAUAUUCAUUGGAUCAUUUAUUAUCUGUUUCGCCCCAUAUGUCAUAACCAGGCUGACAGAGCUUCUUCCCUUUGUGGAUAUCAACCGAUACUGGGGCAUCAUCAGCAAGUGCUUAACAUACAGCAAGGCAGCUUCAGAUCCAUUUGCAUAUUCCCUCUUACGCCAACAGUACAAGAAAGUACUAGUAACAGUGGCCAAUCGCCUACUGAAACGUGACUUAUACCCUUCCUCUGGACACAACAGCUCACUGGACACAGAAAAUGACUACUGCCUGCAAAGAAUCAGCUAGUGGCACUUUCCUUACACUGAAAAAUCCUAAUGCUUAGACAUCAAAGUAUAUAGGAAGAGAGAAAAAGAGUGAGAAAGUGAGAGAGAGAGAGAGAGAGAGAGAGAGAUGUAAUGAUUAUCACUUAGAUAUAGCUGGAGAUGCUGACUGUUUGAAGCACAUGUAGAUAUGUGCACCAGACAGCAAUGAUAAAUAUGGACAAAGGCAAUAUGUGACUAAGUGGCCAUGUGCUCUGUCCACAACACCUUCGUGCACGCACAUACACACACACACACACACACACAUACAAACUAACAUCAAAGACAACACGAUAAUUGAACCUCAGCAGACAUACAGACACACCAUCAUCUGCAAGUGUGUGCUUUCUUCAAAGUUUUUUUUUUUUUUCCAAGAUUAUCAAACAAGUCAGUGGAAGGUGUCAUAUGAUAUGAUCUACCUUGGUGCACACACAGUAUAUUAAUGGCAUUGCUGAACCUCUUAUAAUGGAUAAAAUGUGUUAUAAUCUUUAGAUGUUUCUACUGGUAGGCAGUCUGGUCAUUUAUAUAUUAUGAAAAUGGCUCUAAUUCUUAAUCUAGUGUGAAUUCAUUCUGAAUUCACUCAUUUAUAAUCCCAGAUCAAUCACUGGAAAAUACUGCACUUUGUUCUUAUAAAUUAUUAUUUGCUAUUAGUUACCAGGCAGCCAAAGUUGAAUAUCACACUAUAUUACCUAGAACAGGUUGUAACUGAAUGUACUAGAUUCUUUAUACAGCAGCAUAUUGUGCACACUAAGUUGUGUUUCUACAGGUAAACAUAGUGUACAUACUUUGCACAGUAUAAAGUAAUUUAUAAUGUAAAUUAAAUUGUUUUAUUCAGUAUGGCAGGUGUGUGGUGUGGGGAAUUAUGAACUAAAGAAAUGAUAAUGAAGUGCUUUAUACAGCCAUGUUUGUGCCAGUUUUGUUAUACAUGUACUGUUUUGUGAACAUGGUGAACAAAGGAGAAUAUACAUGAAGCUAAAUGAAGCUAUGUAGUAUUUUAAGUAAAUGCAUGCUUCCAAUAAACAAUAAGAAAAUCACAGUCACAGUGGCCAACAUCCCUUCAAUAGCGAAAAAUACAUCAGUGCCAACUUGCCCCCAAGGAGACUAUUCACCUAUUAAUGUAAAAACAACAACAACACUGCCUUGUACACACUUAGUGGCUAAGGUUCCACAAUGAUGUGGAGAAGCAAAUGAAUGGGGAUGAUGACUAAUACGGAGAGUCUCUCCGGCUAAUGGGCAAAGCAAAGAAAGCCCACUGAUCUGUCAUGUUAAAUUCUAUUUUUGUCUCAGAGAAAUACCUUUCUCAGUAACUGCAAUGGAUAGAGAAGGGCAUUAGAACUGACAGUUCUGGGCCUGACAUUUAACAUUACAGCUUUUGCCUGAAGGGAUUUGAAGACGUUACCUUAUGCCUGAGGUUUUGCCACGUGCCAGAUAGCACAUAGCACAUACCACAGUCUGCAGAAACCCUUUGCCUGGUACUGUUAUUCUUGCUACGUACUUGCUAAAUUGCCAUGGAUCUUCAGCCUGUAAAAUAACCCUAAGAAACCAUUCAGAAUGGAAAAAUCAUUCUGGUGAAACUAACCCUACAAAAACUUACUUUAAAUUGGUUCAGAGGAAAUUUUUAAAGUGCAUACACAUUUGGACUUGAAUUAAUCAAUCAAUCAAGAUGUCUGCUCCUUUAGUUAUGUCCUGGCCCUGACAUAUUAACAUGUAAUGGAAGCUUAUGACCUCAUAUUAGCAACAUACAAACUAUGCUCAAAUCAUCAUACACGUAACACACAUCAGUAUUCAGACUGUGGUCCCAAAUGUGGUACCUGGCACUGUGACACACUGUUCCUUCUAAAAGUGGACUAUCCGUACACUCCUCAAGGGUUCUUCAACAGUUAUUUAAGCGUUCAUUGGACAAUUAAUGAUUCUUAACCACCAAAAAGGGUUUUAUUUGGAAUAAUUUCUGAUACGGACACACUGUUGUCAGGUUCUACACAGAACCUUUAAGGAAACUCUUCAGCAUUAUAAUUUUGUUAAGAGCGUAGAUGAGUACUAAAGGGUAAUGGCAACCAUUCUGGACCCAAUAUAAAGGUUUCUGUUUUUAAUGAAUCUGUACAAAAGGUGCAGCUGAUUUUAACAUUCAGGAUGCAUGAUGCUAAGCAGAGGUAUUCACUUGUUAGCUACAUUAGCCUUCCCUGCUGAAAAAAAACAAUAGAAACCAUCACAGGAAUUCUAAUAGUUUUCAUUACAAAGACAAUUACAGACCAUCAGCUAACCAUUAAAACUGGUCCUUAAUGGUAUCCACUAGACAUAACAUGCCACCAAUAGAAGGCAACAAAUUACCAGUAGAGACCCACAGGGACCAUUAGAGUUUCCAUUAAAACCAAUACAAUUACCAUUAUAACCAUUAAAACCAUUACAGAUUCUAUGAGGGUUUCUAUUGUUUUUUUUCUUUUUUUUUUUUUUUUUUUUUUUCAGCAGGGUUGUUUCCUCUAAGGCAACAGACAAGUCCUUUCUGACAAGUGUCUAUUUGAGUUGGGAAACCUGUGAAAAUAUGAUUAUCUUCAUUGUUUAAAAAAAAAGGUUUUUGUAUUUUGUUUGUGGUCUAGGCUGUGCUCCUAAUUUGCCAUUAAA
Molecule: messenger RNA, 4058 nt
Organism: Pangasianodon hypophthalmus (striped catfish)
Lineage: Eukaryota; Metazoa; Chordata; Actinopteri; Siluriformes; Pangasiidae
Gene: gpr78b
Product: G protein-coupled receptor 78b
Exons: 3
Coding region: 406-1425 (339 amino acids)
Biological process (GO): adenylate cyclase-activating G protein-coupled receptor signaling pathway
Cellular component (GO): membrane
Molecular function (GO): G protein-coupled receptor activity
Source: RefSeq, a predicted model, not a curated record